UGCAGCCCCGACAGCCGGCUCAGCUCGACUUGCUGUAUCUCAGCUACGAUUCUAAGCAGCAUGGGCACUCCCGACGAGGUGGCGCGUUACUCGCUGGCCGAUGUGAAGGCGCGCACGGGCCGCAACGGGAGCGCCGUCUGGAUCGUCUACCGGGACUCCGUCUACGACCUCACCAAGUACCUAGAUGAGCACCCCGCGGGCGGCGACGUGAUCCUGGAGGAGGCAGGCACGGACGCCACCAAGGCCUUCGACGAGUCCGCGCACACGCCCGACGCCAAGACCAUCAUGGCCAAGUACAAGAUCGGGGAGCUCGUGGAGGAAGAGAAAAGGUACGACGCAAACGGUAAGAAGAAGAAGAAGGUUGUCAAAGCGGAACCAGAAGAGAACAGAAGAAGUUGCAUUAGCAUCAUCACUUGUGGGCUUGCUGGAUAAAGCUGAGCCUACAAUUUAGAUUCACGUUGGAAGAACCCGGAUUUAAAAUAAUUGACGCAAAAGUUGUUGUACGAUUGAGAGACUUUACCUAAAUUAAGUAGG
Molecule: messenger RNA, 534 nt
Organism: Ostrinia nubilalis (European corn borer)
Lineage: Eukaryota; Metazoa; Arthropoda; Insecta; Lepidoptera; Crambidae
Product: cytochrome b5-like
Exons: 4
Coding region: 61-432 (123 amino acids)
Cellular component (GO): membrane; intracellular membrane-bounded organelle
Molecular function (GO): heme binding
Source: RefSeq, a predicted model, not a curated record